AUGACCGCGCAAGGAAAUAAACUGGGGAGACUGCCUGACGCACAUCAAAAUAGAAAGGCAACAGGAACUUUGUCAUCGAUCAAAGACGACGAACGAUAUCGACUCGUACACAAUGUUCUACUCCCGCUCGUUCGUUUGUUGACACAAUGUUACAGCAUAUUGGACAAAAUUCUUCCAUCGCAACCCAAACCAACAGAAAACACAUCCAGAAAAAAGACGAAAAAGCCAGAACCUCCUGUAGGAAUGCUGUCAAUCCAAAAUUACACAGACGUUGCUUGCCUGUUGGAGUUCCUUGUCUUGACCAACAUUCUUCCAUAUUUGGAUGCAAAUGUGAUGAUAAGUGCUCAAGAUCGGAUACAAUACCAUCUACCGAAGUCAUUGGCAGGAAGAAUGCCUCGAGCUGCAUUGGCAUGGAAUUCGAUGCAGGCCAGCAGCAUAUCAGCUUCGGAAAAGUCUUUCGAGCUACUUACGACUUCAAUUACUAUUUCAUCUCUGGUAAUGCUGGAUCGAUUCAAACCAAUGCUGCUGCCUCGACAUCUUUCAGACCUGUACGCUGCAACAUUCCAAACUCAACAAUGGGAAAAGGUCAGUGAUUCGCAAAGCGCCAGCGAUAUCGCACUUUUGUACCGUACACUGGGGCUGCGACCCACUUCAAGAUUGAACCCAGUGUUACAGGCAAAGGCAUAUCAAACCAUGCUUCUUCGAGGCACAAAAGCACCAGCCUGGCUUCGGCAAACCGUGUCUUCGCUCUUAUCCCAGCUUGCCUGUACGGAUUUGUUUUCCAUCAUUCAAGUCUUUUGUCCGACGCAAGAAGCAGCCAUGGCCAGUCAACGGCUCGGACGUGCUCUGGCCGGAACUCCAUUUAAAGAGGCGCUGGUGCAACAAAUGCUAGGUCUCAUGCAGGGCAUAUUCCCUACAAAUGGAGAAAUAUCAGGACCUACAGUCUCCAUCUUGGAAACUGUUUGGGCUGUACUAAAUGAAUGGUCGCCGGAUACGAUACGUUCAGAAUUGAUCGAGCUUUGGGAGAAUGGUAUCAUGGACACUGGCACUCGGGACGGGCAAACCAUUCACGCAACAGUGCGACAAAUCGGUGCACUGUUUUCCUUUGUUCCGAAUGUUAGCAUUUCCUUGAAAGUUCUACAUCAGAUACCGAAGAGCAUCAUACUUCCUCAAUUAGUUCGGCUGGGAUCCAUGUCAUCAAUAUUUGCCAGCAACGCCCGAGAUGAUGCGAAACAAACUCUACACUGGAUUUCACAAGCAAUAUGCAGUGUUACACAAUCUACCAUGAUUGGGAGUGUUGCUGUGUCCGCGGAGGGCUUGAUGGCGAUUGCAUGGGUGAAUUCCCUCGAACCUAACAGUUGGGAUUUAAGUGGCAAUGAGUACUACAUACAGGAUUUGGAAAGUCAAUUUUCAUCCAUAAAAGGCUUUGAAUGUUUGGGCAUUCGAAAGUGUGAUGCAAGUGUCUUGGAUUUAAAGAGAAUUAUUGAGCAUGGAACGAGAAGAGUUGACGUCUUACUUGAGACAACAUAUGUCGUACACGAGCAAGAAGGGUUUACCAGACUGAAAGGAUUGUGUUGCCGCAUAUUCCAUCUUAUCCUUGAGCUCUAUCUUUCCAAGUCUACAAAGAAGACUCUGUCUGCAAUCUCGUCGAUGGUACCCAUCUUGUCUCUACCCACGCUUUUCGAAAGGUGUUCACCAGAGGAUCUUCUCUUCGGUGACUCAUCAAAUGCUACCUCGUUGUUAUUCCUCAUUAAGAUUUCCCUGAUAUCUGUUGACCGUAGCCACAAAAGCACCACGAUUAAUGAAGGAGCUUCAACACGGUCAGAAUCGCCACUUGCAGUGGAAAACGGUCUUGCUGAGGGUCUCUUUGAAUUUAGAAAAGUUGUGACGAUGCAUACUGCGAGCCAAACUUCAUCGUCGCUUUUAUCCGGGCUAGAUGACAAGGAAGAUUUUGCUUCAAGCCUCCAAAUUGCUUUCAUAAUGCUGAGCCUUCUGGUCUCAGUACUCGAAUUUGGAUCGACCCUUCGUUCGUUGGAUGAAGAAGAGGUACUUCAUUCUUUCUCGCCGGUCCUUGAGUCUCUAGCUCAGCUCGAUGAAAACUCAUCAACCGUUAUUCCUUCGUACAUUGAAGAAUCGAGGGCAGAGAUGGCAGACGUUGCGGCGUACGCCUUGUCUCUCAUCGCAUCACGUUCAGCCCCACGGACUCGUGAAGCUGGACAGUUGGACAGUGAGUCGCCAUACGACGUCUUGAAGAGUAUCAUUAUGCAAUCAGAAAAUGAUCUUCGGUCAGCUGAACCGCCGAUUAGAGCCAGAGGUAUAGUUGAACUCGGUCGUCUUGCGCGUGGGUACCUUGGCAUUAUUGCAAAGGAAAAUUUGUCCAGCGGGAAGAGUUCUCUGAUCAAUAUACUGCAAGACAAUGAAUCUGUCUCCAGCAAUGAAUCCACUAUCAACUUUGUGGUUGAUGAGAUCCUGAGGCUUUCAAUUGGGGCGGUUGGGGAUAAAGAGUCCUAUGUCUACCUUGCGGCUGUGCAAACAAUUGUUUCUAUUGGCGACAUGCGCCCAAAAAAGUUGAUUCCUCUUGUAGCAUCAAUAGUUGUGACAGGACGAUGGCAAUUGGGUUCGGCCGAAACAGAUUAUCAGUCCAUCAAUGUUACUGGGGAGGAACGGAUCAAAUUGGCAGAGGCCCUGAUAUUUAUGAUCAAGCGACGACCUGUGGUUGAAGAAUACGUUCCUACGUUAUUAGCUUUGAUGACAUUUGGGGACGAACGUGCGAAUCACGAUUCUGAUAAAGCGGAGGAUUCACUCUUUCGAAGCGAGACGCACAAGUACUUUAUAACCGAAGCGAAACAAGAAGCUGGCGAGUAUGAGCCAUCACAAAAAGAGUUAUGGGAGGAGAAGGAUAUUCGGUUGAAAACGGGGGGGCCGGUGUUCAAGGCAGAAGAGCUAGAUGUCGUGCGUGCCGCCCGAGCAUCUGUACUAGCAGCAUUGGUUUCCAAGUCACCACCAAGGACUAUAGCAUUGGACUGCGCAUUUCUUGUUCGUCUUAUCAACGACACGCUGGUGUUGGAGACUUCUCGCUCUGUGUGCCGAGCCAUCGCUACUCUCGCUCUCGCUCUGUACGAGUCCGCUCUCAGAGAGUUGGAAGAAGUACUGGCUGCGCUAGAAACAGCAUCAGCACAGAUGGUGACCACAAGAGCGUCAAUUCCAUUCACAGUGGCAUUAAUAUCGUCAGAUGAAGAGGUGCUGCAUUCAAACCUUGCUGCUAAAUCUACUGGCGGUUUGGCGGUAAGUCAGCAGACACUCAACGACCCUGCAACGUCAGCUCGAUGCAAAGAAGCCUUGAUCUUGCGUCAACAAGCCGAGGAGACUGGACUCUUCUCUUGCGCUCGAAUUGCCUUGUCCCAAGACCUUUCAAACAGAGACUACCCACAAAUGCUUCGAGUUCUGAAAGCGAAUGCGGAUAUGGGUGUGAAGGUAAAGUUGUCUAUAGAAUAA
Messenger RNA from Cylindrotheca closterium, 3495 nucleotides. NCBI's taxonomy places the organism in Eukaryota, Bacillariophyta, Bacillariophyceae, Bacillariales, Bacillariaceae. The record is from the annotation of a GenBank genome assembly.